Papaver somniferum (opium poppy) is the source of this 3521-nucleotide messenger RNA. Its product is annotated as tubulin--tyrosine ligase-like protein 12. Bases 736 to 3360 code for a protein of 874 amino acids. Lineage: Eukaryota; Viridiplantae; Streptophyta; Magnoliopsida; Ranunculales; Papaveraceae. The transcript is spliced from 15 exons. Gene Ontology annotation, biological process: protein modification process. The record is from RefSeq and is a predicted model, not a curated record.
UUCAUCUUUGUCAUUCUAGUUUCACUACCGAUUCUUCCAAAUUCCAUCAAUCCUCAUCCGCAGCGGUAAGAGAUAAUGAUUUCAAUCAGAUUUCAAUAAGAUAAUUUUGUUUUUUCAACACCCGAUCUAAUAGAUCGGAAUUAAGAGAUUCAGCAAUACCACCACAACUUUUCUGCCGCUCAAGUCAGCCCAUUACAAACACCAAUUAGAUCUGAUCCUGAAAUUCACAAGAACAACGAGAAAAACUUGAUUCUAGUGAACCUAAUUUCUGAGAUUUGGAGAAGGAGAUGAGAAAUUUUUGGGGAGAAAAUCGAGGGGUUUUCGAUUGUGUUGGGAAAGCUAAUCUCUUGCGAAUACAUGAUUAUGAUUAAAAACGAGAUAAGUAGAAAACGAGAGAAAGAAGAGAAAAAUAGAAUACUCGAAGAAGAAGAAAAAGAUCCGAGCACAAUUUUAUAAAUUCUGAGUUUGUGAGAAAUUUUCUUACAGAAAAUGGGUGCGCGCCUGAGUUUUUCUGGACAUGGAUUUUAUAGUGGAGAAAAUCUGAAAAAUGAGUCUCCCCGUGGUUUUUACAAGAAACAAACAAAGACAAUGGACUUCACAAGAAAGCCCAUCAAUUAAAUUUCAGGCCCACGAAAAUAGCUACCCUACGCCCUAAAAUAAGCUUCACACUCCCACUGUACCCUCUCUCUCCCACAGCCGAAACUAGAAGUUCCGGAAACACUUAAAACUCCAUUAAUGGCGACAUCAAAAAUCAAAACCCUAGAGGAUUUCAUCAGAGUUCAUGCUAUACUCUUAGCAGCAUCAGGCAUUCCUUCAUCUCUUUACCCUCAGCUCUAUCAAAAACUUUCGACUGAGAAUUUCGAUGGUGGAAAUUUCUUUCAGAUUGAAUCAUGUGAAGAAUUUGAUAAUAAACAAAGAAAACUUGUUUUCACAUCUGAUUACAUUGAGAAAGAGUCUCAAAUCUUUCUUAUUGAUCAUGCUUGGACUUUUCGCCUCUCUGAUGCUCGGAAACAACUGCUGGAGGUCCCGGGUUUAGCUCAAAGAAUGGCUUCAUUGAUGUGUGUAGAUCUUGAUGUAACCUCAGAUUUGGAGGAGGUAAACACCGAGUCUGAAAAUGGGCAUGGCAACAUUACUAGAAGAGAUGUGGAAGAAAUAAUAGAGAGGGAGAUUCGUGAAGCGCGAGAUAAAGGUUCUAAUGGUGUGAGGUGGUUAGAGCUUGAUGAGCUAGACAUAGACGACGCUACACUUUGCUCUCUGGAUUUAUCCAAUAAGUUUCCGAAUCUGGUUGCACUUAGCUUGUAUGGCAACAAGCUUCAGAAUCCAGAAAUAGUGGUACGUGAGAUUACUAAAUUCAAGCACUUAAGAGCUCUUUGGUUGAAUGAGAACCCAGUGCUGCAAAGGUAUGAUGGUCAAAUGGAGGAUACAAUUGUGCAAGAAGUUCACGGUUUGGAAAUAUACAAUUCACAUUUCACUAAUAAGUUUAGUCGGUGGGCAUUGGGGUUCUGUGGAGGAAUAUAUGGCAAGGAUAAUGCUGGCUGUUUUGAUGAGACAGCACGUCCAUUGGAGAGCUUGACCUCUCUUGAUUUAUCGAAUAGAUAUAUCCGGAAUCUGUUGAUUGAGACAUUUUCGCCUAUAGAACUCCCCUCUCUUUCACAUUUAAAUUUGCGCGGGAAUCCUUUGGACCAGAACUGUGUUACGGACUUGUUGAAGUUCUUGAAGCAAUAUACCACUUUACGAACUUUGGAGGUGGAUAUUCCUGGUCCUCUUGGGAGAAGUGCUAUUGAAAUUCUUGAAUGCCUUCCAAACCUUUUAGAGUUUAAUGGCGUCAGUGCAUCAAUAAUUUUAGAAACAGGAAAGCAUGUGAUUGAUUCAGCACUCCAGCCACGCCUGCCCGAAUGGACUAGAGAUGAUUCCCUGGUUGACCGUGUUGUCAAUGCAAUGUGGUUGUAUUUGAUGACAUAUAGACUUGCUGACGAGGAAAAAAUUGAUGAAACCUCUGUCUGGUACGUGAUGGACGAGCUAGGUUCAGCUUUGCGCCAUAGUGAUAAGCCUAACUUCAGGGUGUCUCCAUUUCUCUAUAUGCCAGAUGGGAAGUUGGCAUCAGCAAUAAGCUUUACCAUUUUAUGGCCGAUCCACAAUGUUCGCAAAGGAGAUGAGUGUACUCGUGAUUUCCUAUUUGGUAUUGGAGAAGAUAAGCAACGGUCUGCAAGGUAUACUGCUUGGUUUCAUACCCCGCGGAAUUUUUUUAUCCAGGAGUAUGAGAUGUACAAGAACCAACUUGCCUCAAGGAGUUCCGUUCCUGCCUCUCCCUGUGUGGAAACCUCUAGCCCUGCAAGUCUUACUCGAAAUGAUGGGGCUGCACUUCGUGUUUACACUGAUGUACCUCAUGUAGAUGAUUUUUUGACGCGGCCCGAAUUUGUACUUACAACUGAUCCAGCAGAUGCUGAUAUUAUCUGGACUUCUGUGCAAGUGGAUGACGAAACGAGAAAAGCUACUGGAAUUACAGACCGCCAAUACGUAAACCAGUUUCCUUUUGAAGCUUGUCUUGUCAUGAAACACUAUUUGGCAGAUACCGUACAGAAGGCGUUGGGAUCGCCCGAGUGGUUACAACCCACCUAUAAUUUAGAAACGCAUCUAGCCCAACUUAUUGGUGACUAUACAGUGCGCAAAAGAGAUGGGAAUGACAAUCUGUGGAUUUUGAAACCAUGGAAUAUGGCAAGAACUAUUGAUACAACUGUUACUAGCAAUAUAUCUGCUAUCAUAAGACUUAUGGAGACAGGUCCAAAGAUAUGUCAGAAGUAUAUAGAGCGUCCUUCCUUAUUCAAUGGAAGGAAGUUUGAUCUACGAUACAUAGUCUUGGUUCGUCAAAUCCGCCCUCUGGAAUUAUUCCUUUCAGAUGUUUUCUGGGUAAGACUGGCAAAUAACCAAUAUUCAGUGGACGAAAGAACUCUUUUUGAGUAUGAGACUCAUUUCACUGUUAUGAACUACAUUGGUAAACUGAACCACAUGAACACACCUGAUUUCGUGAAGGAGUUCGAGAAGGAACAUAAUGUCAACUGGUUGGAUAUCCAUCAGAACAUUAGAAAAAUGAUCAGAGCUGUAUUUGAAUCCGCUGCAGUGGUGCAUCCUGAAAUGCAUAGCCCAAUGUCCAGGGCUAUGUAUGGUGUGGAUGUAAUGCUCGACUCAUCUUUCAAACCUAAGUUAUUGGAGGUUACUUACUGUCCCGACUGCAAGAGGGCCUGUACGUACGAUACUGAAGCAAUUGUUGGAAACAAGGAGAUUAUCAGGGGUAAAGAUUUUUUCAAUUUUGUUUUCGGUUGUCUCUUUCUUGGGGAAACCACUCAUGUAACCCCAUUGUAACCUCAAUGUGAUCUUCAGAUGGUGAAAAUGACACUUUUAUUUUUUUCUCUUUUCUAGGGAAAACCACUCAUGUAAACCCAUUGUAUACUGUACACUGAUGCAUAUUUGCUUUGUUUUUUUUUUCCCCAAACUUAUUCUGAAAUGGAUACUCAAAAUGUCAA